GGACACCUCGUCGGCGCCGCCCAGCUCUGCAGCCGGCCGGCCGCCUGUCCGCGAGGGGCGGGUGUCCGGGACGCGCGCGCGAUGGGUCGCGUUUGUUCCAGGCGCGGGCGCGCGCCGCGCCCUGGGGCUGUUUCCCCGGCACUUUCCUGUUACUUUCCAGCGGGGAGGACAGUUCCGGGGAGGGCCCUGCCCACGCCCGGUGCAUAAAGGCCCAGCCCAAGAGGCCGCCACCACCCGCAGCCAGCCCAGACGCCAGCCGUUCCGCGCCACCAUGAGAGGCGCCCACCGCCUCCUCCUGCUCCUGAUGUGCAUCCCACUGAGCCUGUCAGAAACCCAAACCCAGAAGACUGAAGUCUGUCCCCGCUGGGGGUGCCCUAAGAACUCAGAUUGUGUGGAUAAAAGAAGCUGUCGGUGCAAGCCAGGCUUCAUCUCAAGUGGCAGAAAUGAUAACGGGCUCAUCACGAAUCUCCUACAGUCCUGUGAAGACGUCAACGAGUGUUUACUACCUGGUAUGUCAACGAUUUGUGGCUCCUUCGCCACGUGUCAGAACUCAGAGGGGAGCUACCACUGCACAUGCAACCUGGGAUAUAAGCUCCGUUCUGGGGAGACAUCUUUUGCUAACAAGAAUGAGAACACCUGCGAAGUGUCUGUCCUCUUCCCAGCAUCAGUGGACACUGGGGUGACGCCCGCGCCCUCUGGGAGCCACACAGUUACUGCUGCGCCUGGAAGUCUCCCUAAGCAGCCAGCUACAGUACACCCACGGACACAGCCUGGAGACCCAGGAGAAAAGACACCCCAGCCAGCUACAGUACACCCAUGGACACAGCCUGGAGACCCAGGAGAAAAGACACCACAGCCAGCUACAGUACACCCACGGACACAGCCUGGAGACCCAGGAGAAAAGACACCCCAGCCAGCUACAGUACACCCACGGACACAGCCUGGAGACCCAGGAGAAAAGACACCCAAGGAUGUAAAUGAAUGUGCUUCCGGGCAAAACCGUUGCCACCCAUCUACCCAUUGCAUCAACAAGUUGGGCAACUAUUCUUGCAACUGUCGUCACGGCUGGAAACCUGUUCUUGGAUCCCCCAAUGGCCCAAUCAACACAGUGUGUGAAGAUAUCGAUGAGUGCAGCACCGGGCAGCAUCAGUGCCACAACUCCACCGUCUGCAGUAACACCCAAGGCUCCUACAAGUGCCGCUGCCACCCAGGUUGGAAGCUAAUCUCUAGGUUGCUCAGUGACCCAAAGAGCAUCAGGUGCCAAGAACCAUUCCCUGCCUGGACACUGCUGCCCACAGCCCAGAGCCGGAGUCUCUCUCACUUCUCUGUUGAAGUCCAGAAUCUGCUCAGGGACUUCGAUCCAGCCACAGCCAACUACACCAUCCAGAAACUCAUUGAAGCCAUGGACAAGCUGCUGGAAGCACCCACAGAUAUAGAUACUCUAAACGCCACUGACCGCCACCUACUGGCUACCCUGUUGCUCAAGUAUAUGGAACAAAGCCUUCGAAUGUUGGCCCAGUUCUUACCCAAAGGUCCCUUCACCUACACGUCCCCUUCAAACACUGAACUGUCCCUGAUGAUCAAGGAACAAGACAACAAAGAUAUCACCACAGUAUACCAAAGCCAAGCUUGGAUGAAACUGGACUGGGCUUUGACAGCUGGAGCUGAACGCUCAGAAAAUGGCUACUCCUUGGCAGGCAUCCUGUCCAGUCCAAACAUGCAGAAGCUGCUGGCCAAUGCCUCCAUGGACCUGACCCAGAGUCGGGAUCUACUGGAGGAGCUCUACGAAAGCCCAGUUCUCAAUGUGUCGCUCACGCUCCUCUCCAACGUCAGCUCCAUUUUCCUGACCAACACGGACACUGGGAAGCUCACCUCGAACGUCACCUUCAAAUUCUCCCAUUCUUCCGUGGAGUCAAAGCGGCCCCGUGAACAGCUGAUAUGUGCCUUUUGGGACACUGGUGACGAUGGGAGUGGGCGCUGGGCCACUGACGGCUGCUCACUGAAUGACACUGGUUUCUGCCAGUGCAACCAUCUGAGCAGCUUCGCCAUCCUAAUGGCCCAGUACCAUGUGCAGGACCCGAGACUGGAGUUGAUCACCAAGGUGGGGCUGUCCCUCUCCCUCAUCUGCCUGCUGCUGUGUAUCCUGACCUUCCUGCUGGUGAAGCCCAUCCAGAGCUCCCGGACCAUGGUGCACCUGCACCUGUGCAUCUGCCUUUUCCUGGGCUCUCUCAUAUUCCUGGUUGGCGUCGAGAAUGAAGGGGGUGAGGUGAGCCCACGCUGCCGCCUGGUGGCAAUGCUGCUGCACUACCUCUUCCUGGCGGCCUUCUGCUGGAUGGCCCUGGAAGGCGUGGAGCUCUACUUCCUUGUGGUGCGCGUGUUCCAAGGCCAAGGCCUGAGCGUACAGUGGCGCUGCCUGAUAGGCUAUGGGGUGCCCCUCCUCAUCGUGGCCAUCUCAGCGGCUGCCAAAUUGGAUGGCUAUGGACAGCAAACAUACUGCUGGUUAAACUAUAAGGACGGCUUUCUCUGGAGCUUUGUGGGACCCCUGGCCUUCAUCAUUUUUUGUAACUCCGCCAUUUUCCUCAUCACUGUCUGGAAGCUCACAGCAAAGUUUUCUGAAAUCAACCCAAACAUGAAGAAAUUAAGGAAGGCAAGGGUGCUGACCAUCACAGCCAUUGCCCAACUCAUCGUGCUGGGCAGCACCUGGGUCUUCGGCCUGUUCCUCUUCGACCCCCACAGCAGAUGGCUGUCCUACAUCUUCACCCUGCUCAACUGCCUACAAGGCCUCUUCCUCUUCUUGAUGCUUUGCCUGCUCAACAAGAAGGUGAGGGAAGAGUACCGAAAGUGGGCCUGCAUGCUUGCUGGCAACAAGUACUCGGAGUUCAGCUCUUCCACAGCGGGAACUGGCACCAGCCAGAGUCAAACACGGUCUCUCAGGGCCUCAGAAUCAGGGAUGUGAAGGCAAGUUCCAGUCAGGUCACCAGCACAUGCUCAAAGCUGUCACUCUCCUGCCUUCUGUUGCCGCCAUCUUCCCAGCUUUGGCCCCAUUUCUGAUAAAGAAGGGAUGUACACCGGGCAGCGAGUGGGAACGGGGCCACGAGUCCUGCUUCUGGUUGCUUCUUUGCCCCAUCACAGCUACCGCCUACCACAGAAACAGAAGCCAGCCAGCACAGACCUGCAGCCCACUGCCGUGGUACACGAAGCAGGCAGUCUUGGGGAUAGAGUGCAGGUCCCUUGGCCUGGGCUCUUUGCAACUGUCUUUGGCACGUUAAGAGGCCAGGGUGCUGGGUUCAAUUUCCUUAAGCUAAGACUGAUGCCAUGUCAGCCAUCAGUGAUCCUGCCUGCUGCCGAGGCUCACGGUACAGAGGCCCAGCUGUCCCUCAUCCAGGGCAGAAGGGUCUCAUUGUUAUAAAGGUUAUGUUUUGUAACAUUUUUAAACCUGUAAACCUCUCAAUGUUGAUACAUAAAAUUAAAUAUCCUGAUGCAAAAAGGUG
Messenger RNA from Alexandromys fortis (reed vole), 3491 nucleotides. It is a transcript of the gene Adgre5, whose product is annotated as adhesion G protein-coupled receptor E5. The record is from RefSeq and is a predicted model, not a curated record. Gene Ontology annotation, molecular function: G protein-coupled receptor activity; calcium ion binding. Gene Ontology annotation, cellular component: plasma membrane. Bases 272 to 2956 code for a protein of 894 amino acids. The transcript is spliced from 19 exons. NCBI's taxonomy places the organism in Eukaryota, Metazoa, Chordata, Mammalia, Rodentia, Cricetidae. Gene Ontology annotation, biological process: adenylate cyclase-activating G protein-coupled receptor signaling pathway; cell surface receptor signaling pathway.